This is a messenger RNA of Telopea speciosissima, 2605 nucleotides long. RefSeq lists its product as uncharacterized. Bases 343 to 2481 code for a protein of 712 amino acids. The transcript has 17 exons. Lineage: Eukaryota; Viridiplantae; Streptophyta; Magnoliopsida; Proteales; Proteaceae. The record is from RefSeq and is a predicted model, not a curated record.
UUAGGUAUACAAUCCCGGCAACUGAAGCUCUGAAAACAAAAAGUGCCGACGCUACUUCUUAGUUCUAAAAGUUCACAUUCAGUAUCGAAAAGAAAUGGUGAAUUGAUUUCGGUCUGUAAAUUCGGAGGAGCAUUCUAAGCUUCUCUGUAACUUUUGUUUCUUCGUUAAUAUGGCCUUCAGAAUACAACGUUUCAGGGAAAUUUCUAAGUUUCUGCCUCGAUACUUCCACUCAGGUCUUUCCUGUCAGCGGUAUAGACAGCAUAUUAUCUUUCCUGCGGCCCCAUUUAUGCUUCCCUUACCUCAUAUUUGGUUUGGUACCAAUGAAAGCAUAUUGAACAGACCAUGUCAUGUCCACAGUUACAUCUCAGGUUUUCAACAGUCUCAGAAAUGACACAAGUGUCCCCUUCUGAAGCAGAUCCUUUAAUAUUCCUUGAAUCUACCCUUGAUGAGCUUGAAGAAUCUACAGGCCCUUACCAUUGUUGGCUCAAUAAAUGUGAGGGGAAAAAGGAGUUUGAUAGAGAUGGGGUCUUCUUAGUUCUAGUUGAUGCCUUCCUCGAGGAUUCUUUGUUAUUGGAUACUGACCGUGCCAUUAUGUUUGAAAGAGUGAAAUUGCUUCAGCAGAGGUAUAAAGAGCUCCAUAUUUUUGGUUUUCAGUCUUGCAGUUCAAUUUGUUCAUCUGCUACUCAAGCUCGUCUAUUCCAGACUAUUAUGAAAGAGUAUAUCACGUUUCCCAUCUUAUUGUCUAGCAAGAAUCUUACUGAGAUGACAAUGACAAGUGGAGAAUGCUACGUUUUAUUUAAAGGUUUUAGGAAUCCUCUAUAUUAUCAUAAAAAGAGUACAGAUCAUGGAAUAAUUAGCAAAGCAAUUGAGGAAUUAUUGCUGAAGAAUGAGGACACGGCAAUUGUCCAGAACUUUAAAAGCUCUCUAAUGAAGCCAUCUGGGGUCAUUAAGGAACCAAACUUCUGUUCUUCUUUGCGAAACUUUUUCCUAUACUUUCCAGGCUGCAUAUCUGUAGAUGAAAAUGGAAACCGCUUGUUUCUCUCAGACAUCAAUCAUCAUAGAAUUAUCAUAUUUGAUGCCGAUGGGAAAAUCUUAGAUUGUAUUGGUUCUUCCCCAGGUUUUGAGGAUGGUGAAUUUGAAGAUGCCAAGUUGUUGCGUCCUGCAGCCUCCUCUUAUAUGGCCGCUGAGGAUUGCCUGUAUUUUGUGGACUCAGAGAACCAUUCUGUCAGAAGAGCUGAUUUGGUGGGGCGGAUUGUUGAGACAGUUUAUCCCAAAUGUGGCACUGAUAAGAAAAUUAGUAGCAUAUGGAGCUGGAUCUUAGAUAAGCUGGGGAUGGCAGAAGUUGCUCAAAAGUCUGAUGAAUUUGAUAUGGAAUCACUAAAUUUUCCUUGGCAUUUGAUGGGAUCAGGUAGAGACUUCUUAAUUAUUAACCGCAGCUUUGAAACUCUAUGGAUUAUGGAUUUAACUUCUGGGAAGAUCAAAGAGGUUGUCAAAGGGUUUCCAAAUAUUUUGGAGAUCUGCGGGGAGAUGAUCAGGGAGAAAGGGUCAACCUUGAAACAUAUAGUUCAUAGUUGUUUGCAGCAGAAGAUAGAUCAUAAUUGUUCAUUAGAUGGACUUCAAUAUUGUAGCCUGAUGUCAUCAUUUACUGCCUUUCAGAAUAGCAUAGUAUUUUGUGACACAGUUUGUCAAAGGGUUUUGAAACUUGACAGAGGAUCUGGGAUCAUCUCAAACCUCCAAUUUUCUGACUUUGGUGUCCUUGGAUUACCAUAUUGGUUGUCUUGCCCUUUGGAACAUGUUUUUAUUCGGGCUGGUGCAAAUCAAGGAUCAACAGUUGAUCAUUUCCAGUGUUUCAGUGUGCUGCCGGGUAAGUGUGAUAUAGCUGUGAAAGUCAAUAUCCCAGAGGAUUCUAUGCUCGCAGAACCAUUGCAAGAAGGUUGUAUCUGGCGACAAGCAAGAGGAUCUGCUGCUGAAAUCUCUGUCUCCGAUAGUGUUGCGACAUCCUCAGAGAAGGUUGGUGUUGCUCAGCAGUGGUUUGAUGAGUUGGAUAACCUUGCCUUUUCAACUCCUGGUUCAGAAUUAACUGUCCAUAAUGAAAACAAAACUCAAGACAGAAACUUUGAAGAAGCAACCACUGUGCACAUUGAUUCUGCUGUCAACUUAAGUCCUGGAACUAGUGAGGUUACCAUAUAUGCAGUGUUAUAUUUGAAAUUGAACAGAACUUGGAAUGUCGAUGAGGUCCCUCAAGAGGAAAAAGCAGGAAGGAUGGUAAACAUCUUAAAGAAUGAUAGAAUUGGAAAGCAGGAAAGAGAAACAUGCAUACAAUAUUUGUUAGAAGCAAACAGAGAUCUUGGAGAAGUUGUGUUCAUAAAGCCUCUGCAUCUGAGAAUAAGGUUGGAAUGUGGUGACCAUCCAAGAACCGAUACAUCAAAAGAGACCAUAUUGACAGAUUCUAAGAUUGAGGUUAAUGUAUCUCUAAAUUAACUGUCAUGUUCCUAUUUCAGUGAUUGAUUUUUAAUUUUAAUAAUGAAAUUUUAGUGUAAUUGAUUAAAGUUAGUGUGUAAUUUUAUAUGUAAAUUACUUUUCUAAUUAUUUUUAUUAUUCAUUU